Messenger RNA from Pundamilia nyererei, 6376 nucleotides. It is a transcript of the gene kirrel1b, whose product is annotated as kirre like nephrin family adhesion molecule 1b. Gene Ontology annotation, biological process: cell-cell adhesion. The transcript is spliced from 16 exons. NCBI's taxonomy places the organism in Eukaryota, Metazoa, Chordata, Actinopteri, Cichliformes, Cichlidae. Gene Ontology annotation, molecular function: cell adhesion molecule binding. The coding region runs from base 314 to 2713 and encodes 799 amino acids. Gene Ontology annotation, cellular component: cell-cell junction; plasma membrane. The record is from RefSeq and is a predicted model, not a curated record.
AGGGAGAGAGGAAUUCAGUCCUAUUUAAAUGGGAAUCAAAAGCGCACAGAGGAAAAGGGACCAAGAGUGAGAAACAAAAAAAAGUGGAGUCAGGUUUAAUUUACGCACUGAAAAAACUGAGACAUAGUUUAAGAAAGACAAGGGCAAUAGAAUUAAAGAAGCAUUGGAUUUUUUUUUUUCUCUAGAUGUGUGUUUUUGCACUCUCAUGACUCAAAGAGGAUUCCAGUUAAAUUCACCCGAUCGGGAGGAAUUGAUGGUGUCUUGUUGGGGAGGCAGAGCCGAGGGGAGGAAUCUGAAUGCGCUCGGCUGAACCAUGCCAGCUUUGUGGAUCAUAACUUUGGCGAUCACUUUAAACCAAGUGUGGUGCGUUCGUUUCUCCCAAGAGCCCGCGGACCAGUCGGUGGUGCUGGGAGAACGGGUGGUGCUGUCCUGUGUCGUCUUCAACUACAGCGGCAUCGUCCAGUGGACCAAGGACGGCCUGGCACUCGGCAUUGGAGAGGGUCUUCGAGCGUGGCCCAGGUAUCGCAUCCUGCGUUCUCUCGACAUCGGCCAGUACAACUUGGAGAUCUCCAACGCCGAGCUUUCUGAUGACUCUCUCUAUGAGUGUCAGGCCACAGAGGCCGCCUUGCGCUCCAGGAGGGCGAAGCUCAAUGUACUCAUCCCCCCUGAGGACCCAGUGGUCGAGGGAUCCCCUGAGCUCUUGCUGAUGGCUGGUACUUCACACAACCUGACCUGUGUGACUCGUGGGGCCAAGCCUGCGGCACACAUCCAGUGGACCAAGAAUGGCCUUCCUGCGGAGGGGGCCUACCACUCCACGGAAGUGCUGCCAGACAGGAAAAGGGUUACGACCAGGAGCUACCUGCCCAUCACACCAGUCGACACAGACAGUGGCAGCAAUUUCACCUGUGUGGCCAGCAAUCCAGCUGUACCUAUGGGGAAACGAACCACCCUAACCCUCAAUGUUCACCACCCUCCCACCGUGACCCUGUCCAUCGAGCCUCGCUCUGUCCUUGAGGGAGAGAGGGUUACCUUUACCUGCCAGGCCACUGCCAACCCUCCUAUCAUGGGCUACAGGUGGGCUAAAGGUGGCGUGCUGCUGGAGGGAGCCAGAGAGAGCGUGUUUGUCACCACCGCAGAUCACUCAUUCUUCACCGAGCCCGUGUCCUGUCAGGUGUUUAAUGCCGUGGGAAGCACUAACGUCAGCAUCCUUGUGGACGUGCACUUUGGCCCCAUACUGGUAGUGGAGCCCAGGCCGGUUACAGUGGAUGUGGACGCAGACGUCACUCUGAACUGCAAGUGGUCUGGAAACCCUCCUCUCACUCUCACCUGGACUAAAAAGGGUUCCAGCAUGGUGCUAAGCAACAACAACCAACUGCAUCUGAAGUCAGUGAGCCAGGCUGAUGCAGGCCAGUAUGUCUGCAAGGCCAUCGUGCCCCGAAUUGGCGUGGGAGAGACCGAGGUUACGCUCACUGUCAACGGCCCCCCUAUCAUCUCCAGUGAUCCGGUUCAGUACGCUGUCAGAGGGGAGAGAGGGGAGAUCAAAUGUUACAUCGCCAGCACCCCUCCACCUGAUAAGAUUGUUUGGGCGUGGAAGGAAAACGUCUGGGAAAAAGAGAAAGGCACAUUAAUGGAGAGGUACACAGUGGAGCAGAGUAAACCUCCAUCUCAAGGCGGGGCUGUUCUCUCCACCCUGACCAUCAACAAUGUCAUGGAGUCAGACUUCCACUCCCCGUACAACUGCACUGCCUGGAACUCCUUCGGACCUGGCACCAUGAUUAUCACACUGGAGGAGAAGGAUAUUGUUCCAGUGGGAAUUAUCGCUGGUGGCACGGUGGGCUCCUCCAUUCUGCUGCUUAUUUUUCUACUGGCACUCGCCUUCUUCCUGUACCGCCAACGCAAAGGCAGUCGAAGGGGUGUCACCCUCGGUAAACCAGACAUCAAGGUAGAAACGGUGAACAAAGAAACCCACAGCCUGGAGGAGGAGGCGGCCAACGUCUCCACAGCAACCCGGAUGGUCAAGGCUAUGUACUCUCCAUUCAAAGAUGACAUGGACCUGAAGCAGGACGUCAGAAGCGAGAGUGACACCCGGGAGGAGUACGAGCUCAAGGAUCCAACCAAUGGCUACUACAAUGUCCGUGCUACAACCCAUGACGAGGCGCGCCCCCAGUCCCGGGUCGUCCACUACCAGGGAGAGUUUCGCUCUCCAAACCCAAGCAGCGGACCAGCAGGAGCGACUUCCAGCGGACCCUCUGCGUCUGCCAGCGGUGCAGUUCCCCCCAGUGCGGUGCCGGGCUCAAGAGCUGGCUGCUACGACCCCCGUCCACCAUCCAGGAUGUCCCAUUCUACUUAUGCCCAAUUCAACACAUUCUCCAGGGCAGCACAAAGCCAGCAAGCCCCUGCUAAUCCAGCUCUUCAGUCACCCGGAGAAUACCCUGGAGACUGUGGCCUGCUGGACAGCACCACCCAACUGGCUUAUGACAACUACGGAUACCCUUCCCAGUAUCCCAGCUACCGCAUGGGCUUUGCUCCACCCAUAGAGGAAGGGCCAGCCUAUGAGAUGUACCCAACGGGACAAGGGACAGGGCCAGGACCAGGACCACAAAGUCCUGAAACAGGGCUGGGAAAGUAUGGAAGCUCCACUCGCUUCUCAUACUCAUCUCCACCUUCUGACUAUUCGCAGAGACACACACAACGGAUGCAGACUCAUGUGUGAGAAAGUGGUAUACAAGCUUUUUGGAUUUGCUUUUUACAGGAGCAGUACUUAUUACACAGAAACAUAAAAAAAAUCUUUGAAAUUUUCAAAAAAUGCCCUCAUAUCUAUACAUAAACACCUAAGAAUCUGUUUUCUGUUUUCAUCCUAACCACUGCAUGGUAUUCGGCUAAUUUUCUGAGUUGAUAAAACACCCAGCAGUUAGCAGCAUCGCAUAUUGUACGGUUCACAGCAAUACAUGCAACACAUGCACAGCGAUAUUCAUACACAUCUAAGAAGAUCUUCUGUCUGCAAUGUUUAUGCUCCAAUAAAAACAACAGCGAGAGCCACAAUCAAGAGAAAACAGACAAAAAGACAAGAAGAGCACUUUGAAGACACGAUGAAGAAGAGGAGCUUAGGGGAUGCCGAGUGAUCCUUUCUCUUCCAGCAAUUCUCAUCUUGCUCUUGGACCGUUUUCUUCCAUCACAUGGUCCUGCCACCCCAUCUCUGUAAAUAACCGCACAUGGAGAUUAGGGUCAUUUUAAAGAUGUUUCCUUGUACAAAACUAUACAUUGUGAUGCAGUACAUUGACCUACAGCAAACCCCUCUGCUAGUCACACGUUUUACAUUUAGUGACUCUAACAAAUUGCAGAACACACACGUGCAGACACACACACACACACACAGAUCUCUACAAGCCUAUUUGUUUCUAUGUAUUGCAUCAAUGGGGCAGCUUGGACUAAUAGUAUAUGUGGCACUUUUUGACUCCCCUUUCCUCACUAAAACUCACCCAAUUGCCAUUCCUUACAAGAUCUACCUUGAUUUAAAUGGGACAAAGCUUCUUAAGGUGAGUGACCAGAGUGCCAGUGCUUAUGUGCCAACACAUACGAACUAUUAAGACGUGUCUUCUUUUUGUAAAGCGUGGACAAUGAGGUGCUCUGGAUGAUGAGAUUUUGUACAUGCCACAUCUAAGAUGACCGGAGCGGUAGCAAGCGUUUCUAUGCUCCUUCACCCCAUCUUUCAUUUUUAUCAUCAUGAUGCAUUUCUAUACAUUUCACUCAAGGUCAAUGCUAUAAAUGGUUUUUGUGAAACGAGGUGGGAGUGCUUUUUCAUUAAAUGAAUCUCUGCAAUUUGUACAAAAAGAUACCUCCCCUGUCCUCAGUGUCAAAAACGUAUGUGUUUCUAUCACUUGCACAGUAGAAUAGAUUUUUUUUCCAUAUUUAUACGGAACGGUAUUGAAAAAAAAAAAAUAACGGCAUUCAGAAACAUUUUAUAGUAUUUUUAUAAGGAGUUGUGGACCAAAGGUUCAGCAUUUUGGGUGACACUCACUUUUUAAUGUGUAUGUGGCAUCGUAUUGGAAACGUUCCUUUACAAAGAGAUGGAUGGUGUUUUUAAAGUGGAUGUUGUAGACUUAAAUUAGAAAAAACAUGAAGAGCUUCACUUCAGAAUGAUGAAUAUCCAGCAAAGGCAAAUGUCUUUAAUGGAUAUCUCUGUUUGGUGUGAAGCUCUUUCUUUGACUUCCAGUCUUCUGACUGGACUGCCUUUUUCAAAUGUUGACGACAUUCAAUUGAAAUGGAUGGAGAAGCAGCAGCUGCUCAGGUUGAGCUGUGCUGUAAACUUUGCAAGCAAAGAGAAGGUUCAAACAUAUCAAAGUGAAAGUACAGAGGAUUCUAUCUAGCUCAUAUGGUACUUUGUACAUUUUGAAGUAUGUGUAAGUAUGCUGGUUUCCUCACUGCAGCAGGAAUUUGGUGGUAUGUUAUGUCCGAGAUUUUUCCCAUUAUGUUGUGUCAGCUUUUGAUGCAUGUGAUUGACCUUUAACCCCUAUGAUCAGCAUUUAAAACGUUGCUCCUCUAAAGUAAUGUCACUGAAUAGCUGUUUGGCCAUUUGCAAUGAUUAUCACACUAAUGUUGUUACAAUUUGCACACUUUGUUACUGAGAUUUGGUUGGAUUGCUUCACCGUAUAACUUCAAAACUUCACCUUCUGGUGACGUGUUUGUUGAUUAGAUGCAGCAGCAUCAGUCUUCACUAUAUACUGACCUUUAGCUUAUAAGGUUCAUCGGCUGAUCUCCAGUUUUAUUGCUCACAAAAGAUUAAGACAGUUCACAUUUUUAGCAACUCUUGGGAAUUGUACCUUUUCCUAAGAGCACAUACUGUACUGUGUAUACUUUACUGGACAGACACAGUUACGAGAGAGCAGAAGCAAUAAAGUUUCACCCACUUGUACCUUUAUUCUACAGCAGUUAAAAUCUGAGAACAGAUAAUAGUGGUGUUUUAAAAUAAGACCCCAGGCUGCAAAGGGAAGCCUGAAAUCUCAGCACCUCCAGAGGUAAUCAUUGAGUGUAUCAGCCGCCCUAUCAACCCCUCUCGGUAUAUUAUGGUAAUUGUGUGCUAAGGGGCUGUAAAAAAUGUAUUUAUUGCCUCUGUUUUGAAUAAACACAGAGAAAUGAAACCACAGACACACCGUUUCUGAUUAGAACAUCAGAUUGAACCUUGUAGCUCCAAGGUCACUAUAUAAACCUUUUCAGAGAAAAGAAUGGCAGGUGGAGCAGCCUUUUAAAUUUAUAUGGUUAUCACAGCCUUGGUAUUGCAUACUAUUACCUCUUUACAACCCUUUUACAGAGUUGUAGCUGCGCAGUAUUUUGCAUCUGACAUACAAUGUCGUUAUGACCUUGUGUAGAAGGAGUACAUUUGACACAGAGGAGGUACUGAGGCCAACAAAUACAUGGCCAGGCCAUCCAGGUACUUAGUUUUUACCUCUUUACUGUUUACGGUUUGUUGACAGUGGGGACAUAUGAAUAUGUAAAAGACACCACAGAUGCCAAAAAUGCAGACCAUGUGUUUAGAUUUGGUUCAGCAACGAAAAGAUGUGUGAUUUGGAAGAGAAGAGGUGUUUACCCCAUUGGGUUGUUAUUUUAUGUCCUUUUCCCCCCUUUUCCAUAUGUACCUGUCACUGCAAUGUGUACUGAUGCUCUUAUGUAGAAGGAGUACUCUACUCUCUCCCCCAUGUCAUAUUAAUUGCCACCUACAAGCUUCCAAAUUUAGAGGAUGAACCUGCCUUUUCAUGGAAAAAAAAAAAUCAUCGCAGCAUAGCUUUCUUCCAAGAUUACAACAUAUGGGGUCGAUAUAUCUAUCUUGCUUGCAUAAAUGUUUGUAUGUCGGGUGUCUUUUUUAGAGACUAUAUAGCUUCAUGAGCUCAUGACAUUCAUCCAUUGUUAAAUUAUUCCAUAAUCAUGUUUCUUUUCAAGAAAAUCAGUAUUUUAUUUUUUUUCUAUUACUUUAUAGUGAUUCAUCACCACUGUAGUUGAAAGCGUGUGAUUUAACUUUUAAAGACAGUACUUUAUUUUAUGUUGUAUGCAUCAGAUAGACGGGUUCUAAUUAAUCAACCCAGUGAAAAGUGAGAAGGGUUUUGUGCAUCCGGGGCCAAAACGACUGCCCAGCCAGGCCACAAAUAGCCAAAAUUCUGCCUCAACUAGGCCAACGCAGGCUAUAUUCAGGCCAGACCAACAGCUAACUGCUCCGUUCCAUGCUGUGCUGUGCUGUGACAGGCCCGGCCAACAGUGACUGAAGUGGCUCGGUGUCCAUUUUUACCUUUUGGAGUUUCCAGUGAUUGCCAGAAGACUGUGCAAAAAAUGAACUGAGCAGAAAAACAAAUGCAACAGCCAUUUGUGUUUAUUGUGUUUAUGUAAG